CUGCCGCAUCGCAAAACACUCUUCGCGAUUUAAGGUGUAUAAAAGCUCCUGGAAUGUAGAUGAGGGUAUCAGUUUAGCAGAUUCUCAAGCUAAAGAAACUUAACCAAGAUGCGAUUCGUUCUUUUGGCCUUCUCCGUUGCUUUGGUGCUCUCACCAACAUUUGCCAGACCAGGUCUUUGGGAUCAAGUAACUAAUAUUACUCAGUUAGUACAAGGUGCUGCGAGUAGACUCAAAAAUCAUAUAACAAGCUCUGUGGCACUAUUCACAAAUACUAUCACCGAAGCAAUAAAAAAUGCAAAUUCUUUUGUUUCGGGACUCCUCCAGCAAGUCAAUAAAACCAUUACGGAUAUUAUAAAUGGUUUAGGAGAAGUGAUGAGGGCCUCUGUGAAUUCAGCUGGAAAUGUUGUUGUUGAAAUUAUUGAUAGCACUGGAAAUGUUUUGGAAGUUGUCGUUGAUGAGGCUGGAAAUCUCUUGGAGGUAGCUGGAACACAAUUGGAAACUGUCAUUCCUCUGCCCGGUGUAGUUGUUCAGAAGAUAAUUGAUGCUCUCCAAGGAAAUUCAUGGACUCCACCGGAUCCAGCUUCACCAACUGUUUCCCAGCAGUCUUAA
Messenger RNA from Lutzomyia longipalpis, 609 nucleotides. RefSeq lists its product as uncharacterized. The transcript is spliced from 3 exons. NCBI's taxonomy places the organism in Eukaryota, Metazoa, Arthropoda, Insecta, Diptera, Psychodidae. Bases 109 to 609 code for a protein of 166 amino acids. The record is from RefSeq and is a predicted model, not a curated record.